Molecule: messenger RNA, 1410 nt
Organism: Prunus armeniaca (apricot)
Lineage: Eukaryota; Viridiplantae; Streptophyta; Magnoliopsida; Rosales; Rosaceae
Source: the annotation of a GenBank genome assembly
AUGGAUGACUCUGGGUUUACUUCUUAUUAUGUUUGUAAUCCUACUUCUGGGCAAACCAAAAGAAUUAGUGUUCUUGACCAUUCUGACAACAGGAGAGUAAUGUCCGUUGAUGUGGCUUUUGAUCCUUUGAAAUCAGUUUUCUACAAUCUGAUUCUUGUUACUGAAUUAUCUCGGUCAGAAUCCCAGCAACUGAUCAAGAUUGGGACCUACUCCUCCAAGACUCAGUCUUGGAGCUAUGGGCUACAUAAUUUGGCUUAUGAGGUAGGCUUUGGACAUGGGGUUCAUUGCAAUGGUGCUAUUUAUUGGCGCCAUGUAAGAAACAACUCUCUGUCCUACUUUGAUUUAGAGGCAAAUUGCAUUCAAAACUUGAGAAUUCCCCAAAUGACAUCAGAACCCUUCCGGACGAACAUUGGUUACCUUGGGGAGUCGGGCGGGCGCUUGCAUCUUGUCAGGACCUGCAGACCGAGCAGCAUCCGCUUCACCGUCUUUGAAAUGAAGGACGAUAGGUCGGGGUGGUUGGUGAAGUGUCAAAGCGAUUUCGGGGAUUUGGUGGCUUGUUUUCCGAGGAUGGGAAGGGUUGCCCAUGGGCCUUAUCAGUUUAAUUUGAUGAACCUGUUUGAAGGUGAACGAGAAGAGGACUUGAACAUUGUGCUCAAAAUACCAGGUGCUGUGGUCCAGUAUAAUGCCAAGGACAAGACCUCAAGGAAGCUCCGGCGUCUGCCGAGAGGUUGCGUUUACAAUGACAUAAUCGUAACUGGAAAUGACGCAGAAGAGCAACUGAAGUUGCAAAAUUAUUUGUCUCAGGAAUUUGAGAUGAAGGAUUUAGGUGAUCUGAAGUACUUUCUCGGAAUCGAAGUAGUAAGGUCAAAAACUGGUAUAUUUCUGUCUCAAAGGAAGUAUGUAAUGGAUCUACUCACUGAAAUAGGAAUGCUUGGAUGUAAGCCUGCUGACACACCCAUUGAGAUGAAUCACAAGUUAUGUGAAGACAUGGACCAAGAACCAACCAAUAAGGAACAGUACCAACGCCUUGUUGGAAGGUUGAUAUACCCGGCACACACAAGACCAGAUAUUGCAUAUGCUGUGAGUGUGGUUAGUCAGUUUAUGCAUUCGCCCAGUGUUUCUCAUAGGAAUGCAGUUGAUUGGAUCUUAAGAUACUUAAAGUCAGCCCCUUGGAAAGGAUUAAUGUUCUCAAAAAAUAGAGAUCUUGAAGUUGUUGGAUAUACAUAUGCUGAUUGGGCUGGUUCCAUUACAGAUAGACGCUCUACUUCUGGUUAUUUUACAUUCGUGGGAGGUAACCUAGUCACUUGGCGGAGUAAAAAACAAAAUGUGGUUUUUUGGUCCAGUGCAGAAGCAGAGUAUCGAGGAAUGGCUACAGAGUUUGUGAAUUAUUGUGGAUCAAAAGCCUCUUGA